ACACAAGCACUGCAUCGUCUGUCACACCGUCGUUCGCUUUUGGCGUUCUCAGUUUUGUAGGACCGCGAAAAACUUUAAAAUGUGUGUGUGCGCGUGUCAACGUGGCAUACGUAAACCCUAAUUUUCUUUUAGCUUUCUGGACCUCCAUUUAAGACCACGGGACCACACCUUCUUUUUCUUCCCCAUUUCGAUCCACUGCAUAAGACUAACCCUCAAGACACCCAACUUGGCACACCCGAUUUAGCCAUCAAAAUGACACGGCCACCCUCAGACGCUGAGAUCCUGGAGAGCCUGACGCCUCAACAGAUGACCAUGUACCAUUGGUACAUUGAGAAUCUGAGCUCGUUCCAGUACGUGUUCGACACGCGUUCUAUCUUCGCGGCAAAGUGGUCAGGGCCUGGCGAAAUCGAGCAGUGGUACGAGUUCUAUCGCAAAUGGAUCGGUCGGCACAGUGCUCGUCUGGAGUAUCCCGUGCCCCCAAACGAGUUUGUGGACAUGAUCCGGAAAACCAACUUCGCCAACGAGGGUUCCUCGGCCGAGUUCCUAUUCUCAAUGGAAAUGCUCAACAACCCGUUCCUUAUCUUGGGCGAGAGCGAGUUCGGCGGUGUCUGCACCGGGUUUGGUCUCCAGCCUGGCCCUGCUUAUCUAUGCCCCAAUCUCGACACUAUGGAUGAAAUAUCUACCGACAGAUAUUUGCUUGGGAUCAAUACCAAUGUCAACGUCGAUUACACAUCCACACCGACCGAUUCGCGCAGCAGCCCGAAGAAACGUCGACAAGAACGAAGCUCUGGAGAAGACUCCACCCGUUCUACAACCUCAGAAGACUUUGACGUUGGCAAUGGAUUCGUCUUUGCGCAGGUUGGCGCACUCUAUCAUUUUGCAGGCCCCAACUGGAAGGAGACGGAGCCUAAUAUGGUCAUCAAGGGGCCUUGGAAGCCGACUGGAUUUGGCGUCGUCGUUCAAGUUGACGAGCGUGGACGCCCAGGCUCGGUUUAUAUCAUCUUCAAUUUCUAUGAGUGGGAUGACGAAUCGGGCGACCGCAAGCACACCGCGGUUACCGACGAAAGCGGCAAAGUGCUGCCUGAGAUUGGCCGCCUUCACGAGAAGUGUACCAAGACCUUCACCGUUGCUAAGAUUGCCAACAGCCUCAAGGAUCUUGGUCCCGAUAAGAGAUUCGAAAUCACUCCUUUGCAUUCCAUAGAGUGCCAGAUUGUGCGAGCCAAGGUUUGGUCCGUCGGCCAGGGGCGAUAUCUCCUACGCCAGUUUAUUCGGAAGGACGACUGAGACGGAUAGGCUGCGAUUCAUGAAACAAAGGAGAGCGAAAAGCGCGGCAAGAGGCGGGGAGCAGGGUUGCUGUUCUGGUUGUGGUUGGGAUGGAUUUGGUGAGGGAAAACUGGUGUUAUUCUGAGAAUGAAAUGAGAUUAGUGAACCUACCCCAACUGCCUCC
Molecule: messenger RNA, 1447 nt
Organism: Lasiosphaeria miniovina
Lineage: Eukaryota; Fungi; Ascomycota; Sordariomycetes; Sordariales; Lasiosphaeriaceae
Exons: 1
Coding region: 253-1284 (343 amino acids)
Source: RefSeq, a predicted model, not a curated record